Messenger RNA from Aplysia californica (California sea hare), 900 nucleotides. RefSeq names its product ATP-dependent RNA helicase ded1. Gene Ontology annotation, molecular function: RNA binding; RNA helicase activity; ATP binding. Lineage: Eukaryota; Metazoa; Mollusca; Gastropoda; Aplysiida; Aplysiidae. Gene Ontology annotation, biological process: cell differentiation; gamete generation. The record is from RefSeq and is a predicted model, not a curated record. Gene Ontology annotation, cellular component: nucleus; P granule.
GAAAGCCGCGGGAAGCCCCCUACAUCCCCCCCGCUCCCUCUGAGAAGGAAGAGGACAUUUUCAGCGGAGCUGUCCAGAAGGGCAUCAACUUCGACAAGUACGAUGACAUCCCCGUGGAGGUGAGCGGCCGGGACCAGUGUUGCUUCAUCAGCACGUUCGACGAGGCCGGCCUCUACCCGACCUUCCUGCGCAAUAUCAAGAGGGCCAAGUACGAGAAGCCCACCCCCAUCCAGAAGUAUUCCAUCCCGAUCAUCACGGCGGGCCGAGACCUGAUGGCCUGUGCUCAGACUGGCUCGGGGAAAACCGCGGCCUUCCUCCUGCCCGUGCUGACGUCGAUGGUGACCAGCGGACUGACCACAGACAAGUACCAGGAGGUCCAGCUCCCCCAGGCCAUCUGCGUGGCCCCCACCAGAGAGUUGGCCCUGCAGAUCUACAACGACUGCCGCAAGUUCUCGUAUGAGACGGAGGUCCGGGCCGUGGUCCUGUACGGCGGGACCUCGGUGGGCUACCAGAUGCGCCAGGUAGAGAACGGCGCCAACUUUGUCAUUGGCACGCCAGGAAGGCUGCUGGAUGUGAUCAACCGCGGGAAGAUCAGCCUGAGCAAGUGUUCGUUCCUGAUUCUGGACGAAGCCGACAGAAUGCUGGACAUGGGAUUUGAACCAGACAUUCGGAAGCUCGUGGAGACGAUGGGCAUGCCGGCUAAGACAGAGAGACAGACACUUAUGUUCUCAGCCACUUUCCCCGAGGAGAUUCAGAAGUUGGCUGCAGACUUUUUGAACGAUUAUCUGUUUGUGACGGUGGGUCGAGUCGGAGGAGCCAACACAGACGUGACACAGAACUUCUUCGAAGUGGACAGGUUGCAGAAGAGAGAUUCCUUGUGUGAUAUCUUGAACGCUGGAG